Molecule: messenger RNA, 1075 nt
Organism: Oryzias melastigma (Indian medaka)
Lineage: Eukaryota; Metazoa; Chordata; Actinopteri; Beloniformes; Adrianichthyidae
Product: tumor necrosis factor receptor superfamily member 14
Biological process (GO): positive regulation of peptidyl-tyrosine phosphorylation; defense response to Gram-positive bacterium; signal transduction
Cellular component (GO): external side of plasma membrane; membrane
Molecular function (GO): protein binding; transmembrane signaling receptor activity
Source: RefSeq, a predicted model, not a curated record
GAAGUCGAGUUCAGAGAGACUGCACAGAGUUCACAACUACUUCCUGUGUGCCGUGUACUGAAGGAACUCAUAAUGAGAAAUCUAACGGACUAAAACACUGUAAACCCUGUUCUUCAUGUUAUUCAGGUUCUGGUCUGAAAGUGAAGCUGGAGUGCACUCUGACUUCAGACUCGGUCUGUGAACCUCAGGACGGGUUCUUCUGCCUGGACUGGUCCUCAAAGAGCUGUGGAGCAGCACAGAAACACAGCAGCUGUAAAGGAGGACAGUACAUCAGCCAGAGAGGAACAGCCUCCACAGACACUGAGUGCUCUGACUGCAGCACAGGAACAUUUUCAGAUGGAACAGGAACGUCCUGUCAGCCACACACACAAUGUGAAGCAGAAAACCUGCAGCUGAUAGAAGCAGGAACCUCUUCAGCUGAUGCUCGAUGUGGAGAACAACGUCAGAACGUAUUAGGAAUAGUGAUCGGGGUUUUAGUUCCUGUUGUUGUUUUAAUAGUUAUAGUUGUUUUAUGGGUCUACAGAAAUAAAAUAAAAUGUUUGAAAAAAAGGAAAAGAGCAGAGUCAGAGAACAACACAGUUAUGAAUCUACUGUAGUUCCCAGAAACAUCAUCAGAUUUAUAUCGACAGUGUGCUCAGAGAAUGUCUCAGACAAGAGAGCAGAUGAUGUGAUGCUGGAGGACAGAGCAUCAUGGGAGGACAACCCCCUGCAUGGGAUGUACCACCGGACAAUAACUGAAGUGGCUGAUAUCAAGAAGUCCUACCAAUGGCUAGAGAGGGCUGGUCUGCAGGACAGAAGCUCUGAUCCUGGCAGCACAGGAACAAGCCCUGAACACCAGAGAGAGGCUCAGAUCUACCUCACCAGACAAGACCCGAGCUGUAGGCUGUGCAAAGAGGAUGCAGGGUGGAAGAUGCUGGCUGGGAAAGCAAACAUGGAGCCCCACAACCAAGAGGCUGGAAUAAUGUACAGAAACAUGUGUACAGAAUAUGGACUGGAAACCCCAAAGUCAAAAUGGGAAACACCGCAGGAAGUGGUAGAGAAUGAGAGAGCAAAGAUCCUGAUGGACUUCCAGAUC